AGUUGAAGCUUGGCAUAGCAUAGCGCCCCACUACUGCCCAAAGUACUUGAUUCAGCUGAAGGUUCAGGUUGACGAUCAUCUUUCUUCCAUGUAACCACCAUUUCACCUUGCAACCAGUCCUGAUAUAAUAUUGCAGUAUGGCUUCAUCUCGGUAAAGACUCACAGCUUCGGCUGUGAUCUUACUCAUUCGUCCAUCCAAACUUCGGACGACAAUAACAAGCUACCAUGCCUACCGCCUGGAAAACCACAGGGCAAAGAAAGCCCCCCCUGCAAACCGCCAAAAGCAACGAUGACUCAACCUAUCCUGGGCUCAAACCCAUGAGCCCAGAACCAGUUGCCAUGGCCAAAACCCAGUACACAGAGACUCAACAAGAAGAGAUGAUGGUUCUGCAGGCCAUCUAUGGUGAUGACUUCAUUGAGCACAAGGCUGCAAACACCGCUUGGCAGCGCUCAGAGCCUGCCUUCGAUAUCCGUAUCAAAGCUUUUUCUGAUGAAGAAGUUGCUGUCACACUUGGCAUUGUGCUCACUGCCACUUACCCCAAGUCAGUUCCGCUACUCAGCUUAAAGGAUGACAGCAGCCUCAGUGACUCCACAAAAUUCAAGGUUCAGAAGUUCAUCGCAUCUAAGCCACGAAUUUUGGCCGAGGCUGGCCAGAAUGAGCCCAUGAUACAUGAAAUUGCUUCCGGUCUCCAAGAAAUUCUUGAAGAUGCUGCACAGGCCAAAGCACAAGGCUCGGAACUCCCAUCCCUGGAGGAAGAGCGAGCUGCUCAUGAAGCCGAGGUGGCUCGACUGGCUCAGGAACAGCAAUCCGAGGAAGAGCGCAAGAGCAAAGAGAAAAGUGCAGAAGAGGAACGUGUGAUGCAUAACAUGAUACUGGAAGAGAUCAGGCGACAACGUGCCAAGGAAAAGGAGUCCAAGAAAAGGGGUAAACCACCAUCCCUGGCCAUGAUGCACUCCGAAGACUCGCAAGUGCAUGAAGCUGAUAAUGUUAGCUUCGAUGAGCCUUGCAGGAUCACAGGUUUGUCAGGCAAUGAUGCUUACUUCACAACCGUGACAGGAAGAUCAGAGUAUCGCCAAGGUUUGAUUGCAUCAACUUACACUGUCCGCGCGGUAUUGGUGGAUAACCGAAAUUUCCCUUCACUUGCUCUCAAGGAGGUUGAGUUGAAGCCAAACCCCAAGGAUCCGUCUUCGUUCAAGAAGCACCUUCUGAGCUUAGAGAGUAAGCUCAAGUCAGUCAAGCAGUUGGCACAUCCGAACCUACUCAAUGUGAUUGAUUUCCGCAUUGACCGUGACACUCGAGAAAAUGAGGCGUCGCAAACUCGCAUGGUGCGAGUGCUUACUCCACUGGCCGAUAAAGGUUCGCUUGACGAGCUUCUGGAACUCACAGGUCAAGUAGCAAUCAGCAAAGUCAGAUCCUGGACUACAGACCUGCUUUCUGCAUUAGGAUUUCUUCACAGUCAAGGUUUGGUACAUGAAGACAUCCAUCCUGCGAAUAUUCUUCUUUUCAGAGAGAGUUCCGGUCACGUGGUGCCUAGGCUUGCUGAUGCUUCCUAUCAACGCGAACUGCACACAGUUUGUCGCAAGUCCCGCGCUGUCUCUAUACUCAAUUCGGCAAGAUCGACCUAUUGGCAUCCACCAGAACUAGAUAGCGGAUUAGGGCCCCUCAACCAGAAGACAGACAUCUGGGACUUUGGUGUGGUCUUCCUGCAAAUGGUAUUUGGUCUGGACAUUUUUGAGAAGUAUGAGAAACCUUCAAUUCUUAUGUCUAGACUUGCACCGUCUCUGCACGAACUUGUGUCCAAAUUUUUUAAACAUGAUCCGGGGCGGCGCCCUCGCGCUGCAGACUUGCGCUCAAGUGAAUUCUUGGCAACAGACGCGCCUAUCUAUGCCGAUGAUGGCCACAAUCCCCUGUCACCGUCACAAUCGUUCACAUCGCUUCCGAAAACAGAUGAGUUCAGGCGUAGACUUGACUCAUCAGCAUUAGCGCCGUCGUUCUCGAGAUUCAAGAGCGAAUUCCACGAAGAAGGCCGUCUCGGAAAGGGUGGCUUUGGUGAGGUCAUCAAGGUUCGCAAGAAGAUUGAUGGUCAAACUUAUGCCAUCAAAAAGGUGGUGACCAAGGCCACAAAGAGUCUGACUUCCCUGCUGAAAGAAGUCUCCACGCUGUCUGCCCUCAGUCAUCCCUCAAUCGUGCGAUAUUAUGACGCCUGGACAGAGCAACUUGCUGAGCCUGCAGACACGGAAGGAGAGACAUCCACAGAGGGAUUUAGCACUCAGCAGUCUCUUGGUACCACAUCGAACGAAAUGGAUAUACAGUUUGCCACGAGUACGGGUGGGUUAGACUUUAUGUCGUCGGCCAACAUAAACGAUGGAUAUUACCAUGAUGACGAUGAUGAUUCGGAUGACGAUGAUGAUGACGAAGAUACGGCGGAUGACGACGAAGAAGAAGACGAAGAAGAAGAAGAGAACGACGACAACGUUGGCAUUGUAUUUGAAGUGUCCACUGCCAACGAUGAUUCGUCAGUCAAAAAUCAAUUACCUAUCAUACCCAGGCGAACCAGAAGUCACACUCAUUCUGGCUACAAAGUGCUCUACAUCCUGAUGGAAUACUGUGAGAAGAAGACUCUACGCGAUCUCAUAACGCAAAACCUCUAUGAGAAUGACGAAGAAGUAUGGCGUUUGUUCCGUGAGAUCUUAGAUGGUCUCAAUUACAUGCAUACUUUCCACAAUAUCGUGCAUCGUGAUCUGAAACCAGAGAACAUCUUUAUCAGCAGAGGUACAGACGGUGUUGCGCAUGUCAAGAUCGGAGACUUUGGCCUAGCCACAGGCGGACAGGUCGUUGCAGAGAACCGAGCUGCUGGGCUGGCGGAUUCUAGUGGAAUGAGUAAUGUCGGCACCGCUUUAUACUCGGCUCCUGAGCUGGACCGCAGCAAUGGACCAGAUGACGGGCCCUUUAAGAUCGACGACUCCCGGAAACUUGAUAUGUAUGCGCUCGGCAUCAUUUUCUUUGAAAUGCUGUAUAAGCCUAUGGGUGGUCAUGAACGCAUCACAGUUUUGAAUAAUCUUAGAGCAAAACAGCCGACCUUCCCCACUGAUUUCAAGCCGUCUGACAAGGUGCAAACUGAAAUUGUCCUGUCCCUUGUUACGCAUAGCGCAAAUCAACGACCUUCCAGUUCGGAACUACUUCGUGGUGGCAAAGUACCAAUGCCCAUGGAAAGCGAGACUCUACAAAGAGCUCUUGCCGAGAUCUCCGAUCCGUUGUCUACACAUCACCAAAAACUGGUUACAGCAAUGUUCUCAAAGCCCGUUGACAAGACGAAAGAUUAUACCUGGGACAUGUCGAUAUCUAAGGCGUCAUCGACGGAGUUGCUCUUCCAAGGUAUUGUCAAAGAUGAGCUCAUUUCGAUUUUUCGUCGUCAUGGAGCCGUCGAGGCCAAUACAAAUCCGAUUUAUCCACGGUCUGCACAUUACACCCAGAACGUAUUCGAGCUGCUAGAUCGAGGAGGUAGUGUAUUGCAACUGCCUUAUGAUCUAAUGCUGGGCAAUGCCAGAGCUCUUGCUAAACACACCGAUUCUUCUAUUGUCCCAAAGACCUUCACCUUUGGGAAUAUCUACCGCGACCGGUACAGCGGAGGCCAGCCUGAUGUCUUUGGGGAAGUUGGGUUUGACAUGAUGUCAACAGAUACCCUAGAUCUUGCCUUGAAGGAGGCUGAGGUUUUGAAAGUACUAGAUGAGGUUGUUGAUGCCUUCCCAUCACUCAGUCAGAUGUGCUUCCAUGUGGGACAUUCCGAUCUCUUGCAGCUGAUAUUCGAUUUCUGCGACGUAGAUCGCAGUGUUAGGAAGGCUGCAGCGGAAAUAUUGAGCAAACUCAAUAUUCAUACCUUCACAUGGCAGAAAAUCCGGGCUGAGCUUCGCUUGUCGGGCUUGACAGUGACGAGUAUUGAUGAGCUACAACGCUUUGAUUUUCGAGAUACGCCAACAAAAGCCUUCUCGAAAUUGAAGAAUGUGCUGGAAGGAAGCAAGAUGUAUGAUAGGGCCCAGCCGACAAUAAGUCAUCUCCGAGAAGUUAUCAGCUUCGCAAAACGGCUUGGCGUUCACAGUAAGAUUUACAUCACUCCACUGAGCAGCUUCAGAGAGGACUUCUUCAAGGAAGGCAUGCUCUUCCAGUGCGUGUACGACAAAAAGUUCAAGGACGUGUUCGCAGUAGGUGGAAGAUAUGAUAGCUUGAUCAAGGAACAUCGACCUCGAGUGGGCAACCAAAGCCAACAACCACAUGCUGUAGGGUUCAGUCUCGCAUGGGAGAAACUGGCGAGAAUACCAAGAGCUGCAGGCAAGGCUUUCUUGAAGAAGACUGAGGUCGAACAUCAGGGCAUGUUCAAUACCAAGAGGUGUGAUGCUCUCGUUGCAAGUUUUGAUUCCGGCAUACUACGCACAGAUGCCGUCGAAAUCCUACAAACACUCUGGGCACAUGAUAUUAGUGCUGAAUUAGCAAAAGAUGCGCGAUCACCAGAAGACUUGUUGGCAAAAUACCGUGAUGAGAGCUACUCCUGGAUCAUUUUUGUCAAGCAAGAUGCUGUCCUUAAGGUCAAGACGAUGGGCCGCAAGGACGUCCCCGACGCUGAAGUUCCCACACCUCAGCUUCUGAGCUGGUUAAGAGCUGAGCUAAGAGAACGUGAUCGACAUCUUGCUUCUCGAGCAUCCGAUUUCACAAGUGGCUCCACCUCGCUCGACAAGACAAGCAAUUUUGCAAACCCGGAGCAGAAAGUACACGUUUUAGUCGCUGGGACGAAAUCGAAGAAGUUUAAUCGUCGCAUGGUCGUGGAGCACGCGCAAGCGAAUGCGGCAAGCCUGUUAGAGAACUUCCUCGAUGGACCUAUUGCUGCCGUUGAGGCUUCUGAUGUGGUGCUGGAUCUUAUUGAGGAUACCGUCCUGUCUGAUGGUGAUAGCUGGCGCAAAGCCGAGCAGUCGGUCGAGGUGAAGGAGCGCAAUUACAUGCGCGAGAUCCACGGCAUGCUGCUGACAUGGCGCAACAGCUACCAAAUGAAGAAUGGGAGUAAGCAUGCAUUCGUCUACAACUUCAGGACGAAAAAAUGCAUAUAUUACGAUUUGAGUGCAUAGAGUGCAUGAUUGUGGGAUUGCGGGUUGAUCACGGAUGGGAUACAGAAUUCUGACUAGUUUCGAUGGGAUGAUACACGAGGUCAUGAGAAAGGAGAUAUGAAUCAAUGUUUAUGCGCUGUUGAAAAAUGAAACACAGGUUUGCUUUCAUGGCGAUACCCAAAUAGAGUCGAUAUUUUCUUCUUUUCAGUUCUUUUUUUCUUUUUUCUUUCUUCAUAUAUAUGUGCGCCCCAUGUUGGCGCAAGGAAAUUCCAAAUCUGUACUGAAGUACAAAAC
This is a messenger RNA of Truncatella angustata, 5388 nucleotides long. Its product is annotated as anticodon binding domain of tRNAs-domain-containing protein. The transcript is spliced from 5 exons. Gene Ontology annotation, biological process: DNA damage checkpoint signaling; regulation of translational initiation by eIF2 alpha phosphorylation. The record is from RefSeq and is a predicted model, not a curated record. Lineage: Eukaryota; Fungi; Ascomycota; Sordariomycetes; Amphisphaeriales; Sporocadaceae. Bases 226 to 5115 code for a protein of 1629 amino acids. Gene Ontology annotation, molecular function: ATP binding; eukaryotic translation initiation factor 2alpha kinase activity; protein binding.